AAAUUUGUGACCAGUUCUAAUUGCUAGCAAAUGAUUUACAUUUAUCCCAAGCCAUUUCUCUCUCACACCAGUUCCACACAAGAGUUACCAACAGAUGCAAGUCUAAACCAUUGAAACUCACUCACCUCCAUUGUUCUAGUUUCUUCACCAGGAAGAAAUAACAAAAGAAAACACCUUCUUCUUGGUUUUCCUUUUCUGAUUGUAAAGAAUCUCUCUUUUCUAAUCUGGGACUUCACUGUUCACUAUCUUCGUCAUCUUGCUGUGGAUUUAUUAUUUAUUUCUGCUAUCAUUCUACUAUGAUCUCAUUUCCAGUUUCUCGUUCGUCUCGAGUGUAGGGGAAUUUUGUUGUAAGGUAUGGAAUUCGAGACCCCAUAUCCAUCUUGUUUUAUGUCGAAUUCGAAUUGGUUUGUUCAAGAGGGUCACUAUACAGAAUGGAGCAGAGAAGAGAAUAAGAAGUUUGAAAGUGCCCUUGCCAUAUAUGACAAGGAUACCCCAGACAGAUGGCUGAGGGUUGCGGCCAUGCUCCCGGGAAGAAGUGUCUGUGAUGUGAUCAAACAGUACAGGGAAUUGGAAGAAGAUGUUUGUGAAAUAGAAGCAGGGAGGGUUCCAAUUCCUGGAUAUCUUACCUCUUCUUUCUCAUUGGAAAUGGCUGAGAACCAAUGUUAUGAUGCCUGCAGAAAGAAGCCUGCUACUGUCAAGACUUCUGAUCAGGAGAGGAAAAAAGGGGUCCCUUGGACAGAAGAGGAACACAGACGUUUUUUGAUGGGACUUCUAAAGUAUGGUAAAGGGGACUGGAGAAAUAUUUCUCGGAAAUUUGUGAUCACAAAGACUCCCACCCAAGUGGCAAGCCAUGCUCAAAAGUAUUACAUAAGGCAAAAGCUUUCUGGAGGGAAAGACAAUAAGAGGAGGCCUAGUAUCCAUGACAUCACCAUUGUUAAUCUUACAUCAGACCAAGAGAAGCUCAAUGAAUCUCACAUUCCCUCUCAGAAACUGAAGCUGAAUAGCAUGUCAAAAUUACAACUUGAAUGGAUAAAUCGCCACAACAAUAUUGGUUCACUCAUGGCUUUCAAUCCAAAUUAUGAUACGUUGAUGUCACCUUCAUCUGCUCAGGAUUUCUAUGAAUGCGCCUUUCAUGAGACUUAUGCCAACCUUAAAAAUCCAGGUUUCAACAAGGAAGCUAUUUUUGGUAUUCAUGCACUGUAAUGCCCGCUCUGAUCAUGUGAUGAACCACACACCAGUUCUGCUACAUAGAUAAUAUUAAUAUAUAACCCUGAAUGAAUACAAGUAUAUAUGAACUAAGGGUACUUGUUUUAUGUUAUGAACUUAAAUAAUGUUUCAUUCCUUGAACUGUUUUGGAGUGAACCCUUUUCAAGUUUUCUUGUCUAUCACAUAGUCAGACAAUUAAGGUGUCUAUUUGUUUGUAUAGACUCAAUCUGCAUCAGACGAUGCACCAUUCUGCUAUUCUAAGCCUCGGGCAACGAGACAAUGUUUAUUGAACUCCAUUAGAUCA
Molecule: messenger RNA, 1510 nt
Organism: Vigna unguiculata (cowpea)
Lineage: Eukaryota; Viridiplantae; Streptophyta; Magnoliopsida; Fabales; Fabaceae
Product: transcription factor DIVARICATA-like
Molecular function (GO): DNA binding
Source: RefSeq, a predicted model, not a curated record